GCGGCAACAUAAGAAGUUCGCUAACGACACCCGGCACGGCAUCAUCAUGGUGGUGCUGCUCGAUCCGAUUACACUGACGGCGAUUGCCAUCGUACUGGCCCUGGGGUAUUAUUACGUGCGCCGUAGGCAUGCCUACUUCAACGACAAACCGUACCCGCACCUGAAGCCCACCUUUCUGCUGGGCAGUUCGGGUCCGAUGAUCUUCCGGACGGCCGAUAUGAUGCAGCAGAUUCAGAAGAUGUACAACUGCUUCCCGGGAUCCAAAGUCGUCGGAGCGUUCGACUUCCUCACGCCCAAUCUGACGGUCCGUGAUCCGGAGUGCCUGAAACAGAUGAUGGUUAAGGAUUUUGACCAUUUCACCGACCACACCCCAUUCGUGAAGGAUGGCAAGGACUACUCGACCAGUGAGAACCUUUUUCUCAACUCACUCUUUAUGCUGCGUGGUCAAAAGUGGCGCGAUAUGCGCGCUACCCUUAGCCCGGCCUUCACCGGGAGCAAAAUGAGACAAAUGUUUGAGCUCGUUUCGGAGUGUGGCCAGGGUAUGGUGGAGCACUUUCUGCGGGAAACGGGCACCGAAGGUGCGACCGGAGAGUACGAGAUGAAGGACGUUUUUUCGCGCUUUGCCAACGAUGUCAUCGCGACGGUUGCGUUCGGUAUACGCGUCAACUCGCUGACCGAACGCGAGAACGCGUUCUACGUUAGCGGGAAGAAGUUGCUGGAUUUUGGCAGCUUUGCGGGGAGUUUGAGGCUUGUGUUCUUCAUGCUCGCACCGAACCUGGCGAUGAAGCUCGGUGUGGAGAUGCUGGAUGUGAAGCUGAGUCGUUACUUCCACGACAUGAUCCUGGAUAAUAUGCGGACACGGACGGAGAAGGGCAUCUUGAGGAACGAUAUGAUCAACAUGUUGAUGCAGGUGAAGAAGGGCAGCUUGAAGCAUCACGCGGGUGGUGAGGAAGCAGAGGACACUGUGGAGACGAAAGAUGCCGGUUUUGCGACGGUCCAGGAGUCGAGCGUUGGUAAGAGUGUGAUUACGCGCGAGUGGAGUGACCGGGAGCUGGUGUCGCAGUGUUUCCUGUUCUUCCUGGCCGGAUUUGAUACGGUCUCGACGGCUCUUGGCUUCAUGAUGUACGAGCUGACGGUAAAUCCGGAGGUUCAGGAGCGUCUUUAUCGGGAGGUGCUUGAAGUGGAUGAAGAGUUGGCCGGUAAACCGUUGAGCUACGACGCUGUCCAGGGUAUGCGGUACAUGGAUAUGGUGGUAUCGGAAUCACUGCGAAAGUGGCCACCGGCACCGAUUGUUGACCGAUAUUGUACCCGCGAUUACACGUUCGAUGAUGGAAAUGGGUUGCGGUUUACGGUGGAACAAGGGCGGACGGUGUUUGUGCCGGUGGCAGGACUGCACCAUGACCCCAAGUACUAUCCCAAUCCCAGUCUGUUCGAUCCGGAACGGUUCAGCGAGGAGAACAAGGACAAAAUUAAUCCAACAACGUAUUUGCCGUUCGGGAUUGGACCACGGAACUGUAUCGGAUCGCGGUUCGCGCUGAUGGAGGUGAAAUCGAUCAUCUAUUAUAUGCUGAAGAGCUUCACGUUUGAGCGGUGCGAGCGCACACAGGUACCGCUGAAGCUGAAGAGCAAUCCGGCGGCCAUUAUCACGGAGAAGGGAAUCUGGAUUCGGUUUAAACCGAGGGUUAAGUAACGAGGGGCUGUCUGUGACGCAUCCCAUAUUAUGUAUCGAACAAAAUGCAAAUAAAACAUUGAAAUAACACACAAAACAAUGAAAAAUUGGCACAAGCAUA
This is a messenger RNA of Anopheles aquasalis, 1790 nucleotides long. RefSeq names its product probable cytochrome P450 9f2. NCBI's taxonomy places the organism in Eukaryota, Metazoa, Arthropoda, Insecta, Diptera, Culicidae. The record is from RefSeq and is a predicted model, not a curated record. Gene Ontology annotation, molecular function: monooxygenase activity; iron ion binding; heme binding.